This is a messenger RNA of Microplitis mediator, 3255 nucleotides long. RefSeq names its product thyroid receptor-interacting protein 6 (gene Zyx). The transcript has 4 exons. Gene Ontology annotation, cellular component: stress fiber; focal adhesion. The coding region runs from base 232 to 2022 and encodes 596 amino acids. NCBI's taxonomy places the organism in Eukaryota, Metazoa, Arthropoda, Insecta, Hymenoptera, Braconidae. Gene Ontology annotation, biological process: cell-cell adhesion. The record is from RefSeq and is a predicted model, not a curated record.
GAUAAUUAUUAUAAUUAUUUAUUUCUUUUACGUAAAUCGUGUAAUGACAAAUCGAAGGAAUCAUCACUCAGGAAUUUACUUGUGACGUUAAUAAAUUUAUAAAAAAGUUUAUAUAUGAGUGUUAAGUCUAUUUAAUGACUCAUUUGUUUUAUCGCUCUCAUUACGCGCGAAUUGCCCCAUUGUUUAUUUAAAUAAUUAUAUAUUUUGUUUAUUGUUUUACAUUUCAUUGUUAUGAUGUCAAACGUUGGUAAUUUGGAGCAACAAAUUGCAAGUUUGCAAAUUGAUAAUGGAAAUAAUUCAAAUGAUAUUAGUACGAGUAAUAGUGGAAAUAUUGUCAAACAAGUCAAAAAAAUAGGCCCUGCUGUGCCGCCGAAACCGAAAAAAUCACAACCGCAGGUACCGCAAAGUUACACAAUAAAAUCGCCGUCAACGCCGUCAUACAGUACCGUCUUAAACAAUACGCAAUUGAAUGAAAAAAUAAAUAAUUAUUACGCCAACACGCCGUUGCCAUUCGUGCCGCCUAAUACUGAAAAGAAUUCAUACACUUCCGGAUUACCGGGAUCGCAGCCUCCGUCUUCGUCGCAGUCAUUGAUAACAACGAAUUCAACAAGACCGGAUGCUCGGAAUUAUUACAAUAAUGAAAACUUCUAUCAAAACGACCAUUUGUACAGCAACGAACUGGAAAAUUUCAAUGGCAAACGCGCUGAGGUAAACAAAAUCAACAGCAAUAUAACAGUAAAUCCUCGAUACGAAGACAAAAAUUAUUAUUUGAAUAUCGGUGGCAACAUUCCGGCACCUCAGGCGCCAGUUUUAGUUGACGAUAGAUCAACACGUGCAACACGCAAUGUUGUUUACAGUAAUGUUGAACCAGCUGUACCGAUACCCGUACCAACGCCGAUAAAUUCGAUAAAGGAGAAAGAUAUUAUUUACAGUAACAUCCAGUGGAAUAAACCGGAAAAUACUUAUUCGAAUAUAACAAAUGCUCGAGAUGAUCUGCCACCACCACCAGAGCCCACAGAAUACAUUUCCUGCGUUCCCGGGUCAUUUCCACCGCCCCCGGAAGAAUUACCACCGCCACCAAGUCCCGUGUCAUCGAGCUACAGCGAACUUCGCCGCGCUACCUACGACCCCCAUCAUCAGACAGAUUACCCCCCAGACCACCAUCACCACCACCACCACGACUACCCAAAUGACAUCUACGGACCCAGUUCCCAGUCCAGCUCAACUUACGAGUCGAUCUACGAGCCAAUAAACCCGCGGCCGCCUUCCCAGCUGUCCUGCAACUACUCCAUGUACUCCGGGUACGGGUCAGCGAGUACUCAGCCUCCAGGUAAAGUCUCUCCCGUAAAAGAAGUUGACACUCUUACAGAUUUACUAGUCCAGGGAAUGGAAGACAACCAAGACGACAGUGACAUUUACGGGAUUUGCGCUCACUGCGGGAAAAAAGUCGAAGGUGAAGGCACCGGAUGCUCGGCAAUGGACAAAGUUUUUCAUAUCGACUGUUUCUGCUGCUUUGUCUGCCGCGUUAAUUUACAGGGGAAGCCUUUUUAUUCACUCGAGGGCAAGCCCUACUGUGAGGAAGACUAUUUGAAUACUUUAGAAAAAUGUUGCGUCUGCACCCGGCCAAUUCUCGAUCGCAUUUUGCGCGCGACUGGCAAACCCUAUCAUCCAUCUUGUUUUACUUGCGUCGUCUGCGGGCAAAGUUUGGACGGGAUUCCCUUCACUGUCGACGCGACCAAUCAGAUCCACUGCAUCCAGUGCUUCCACAAAAAAUUUGCUCCCCGUUGCUGCGUCUGCAAGCUUCCGAUUAUGCCGGAGCCUGGACAGGAUGAGACCGUCAGAGUCGUGGCUCUCGACCGCAGCUUUCAUAUUCAGUGUUACAAGUGCGAGGACUGCGGGCUGCGUUUGUCAUCAGACGCCGAAGGCAGUGGCUGCUAUCCGCUUGAUGAUCAUGUUCUCUGCAAGAGCUGCAACGCAAAACGUGUACAGGCACUCACUUCUCAUAUGACUACUGAAUUAUAAAAUUAAAUCAAGGUGCCAUAUUUUUAUUCGUUUAUAUUAUUAGUUUAUAAGUUUAUAAACAUUCCAAUAGUUUAUUUUUUCAGUAUUUUUGAGAGAAAGUGCUGAAUAUUUUUUUUUAGUAUUUGUAUUUUUUAUGAUAUAUUUUAUUAUUAUUAUUUUAAAUUAAAUAAAGUAUUAGAUUUAAUUAUAAUCAAAACAAAAUUUAAGUAUCAAAAAUUACUUGUCAUAUUUAUCUGCCAAACUAUUACUCCUACGGAAAAAUUUAAUCAGUUAAAAAUUGUUGGAAAUUAAAUUUCCUCUGGAAAGAGUACCAACAAGCCCUACUUAUUCCCAACAUUUACAAAAUUAAUCAUAUUGACAACAUUUGUAAGUACCCAGUAUAUUUAUCUCUUAAACUAACACUCCUACGAAAAAAUUUAAUCAGUUGAAAAUUGUUUAAAAUUAAAUUUCCUCUGGAACGAGUACCAACAAGCCCUACUUAUUCCUAAUUUUUACCAAAUUAAUCAUAUUAAUAACAUUUAUGAGUACCCAGUACAUUUAUCUCUCAAACUAUCACUCCUUCGAAAAAAUUUAAUCAGUUAAAAAUUGUUGGAAAUUAAAUUUCCUCUGGAAAGAGUACCAACAAGCCCUACUUAUUCUUAAAAUUUACCAAAUUAAUUAUAUUAUUAACCUUUGUAAGUACCCAGUACAUUUAUCUCGUAAACUAUCACUCCUACGAAAAAAUUUAAUCAGUUGAAAAUUGUUGGAAAUUGAAUUUCCUCUAGAAAGAGUACCAACAAGCCCUACUUAUUCCAAACAUUUACAAAAUUAAUCAUAAUGAUAACAUUUGUUACUAUAAUAUGUAAGAGAUUUAGAUAAAUUUUGAAUACAAUUAUUUGGCUACAAUAAUAGUGACUGAUAAAAAUCAAGACUAAGACGAUUAUCAAAAGUGGGCUAUUGCUUACUUAUGAACAUUUUAUUACGUAGUAAUAAUUGAAUACAUUUACAUUGACAUUUAUAUUAAAUUACUUGGCUGUUAAAACGCACACAUACAUCCGUAUAAUUAUUCCAGUAAAUUAGGAUUGUUAUUAAAAUAUCUAUUGUGAUAAAUAAUAAAUAGUUAAUGGAUAUUUGUAAUCGAUAAAAAAAAAUAUAUAUAUAUGACUAUAAGAUUUGUUUUUAUGCAAUGAAUCUUUAUUGAGAUUUGUUGAUUAUUAUUAUCUUUAUGUAUGGCUUUGUAUUUAUAAUUUGAUA